UAAUAGAUAACUGCAUUGGUGAGUGAUGUUUAAUGUAAGUUCUGUUAGGGGAGUGUUUAAAGUAUUUAAUGACGUUACUGCUGUUAUUUCUGAUGCUGUUUGAUGAACUUCCAGCGCAGCCGUGUCUCGCUCACACACACACACACACACACACUCACGCAUUGACCGUCCUGCACGGCCCCGUCUGCUGCCUUUCUAGAGCCCCGUAUCAGUCCCUCCUCUGUUUUUCUCUUUCUUAGUUCCUCCGAACCUGACCGUACCGCGGGGCAAGUCUCCGAUGGCGGUGCGGGAGGGAGACACGGUGGAGCUGGAGUGCCUUGUUUCAGGGAAACCCAAGCCCAUCAUCCUGUGGUCUCGGGCGGAUAAGGAGGCGCCGAUGCCGGACGGCAGCAUGCAGACGGAGACCUACGACGGCGUCCUGCGCAUCGUUAACGUGUCGCGAGAGAUGAGCGGAUCCUACCGCUGCCAGACCAGCCAGUACAACGGCUUCAACGUCAAGCCCAGAGAAGCUGUGAUCGAGCUCAUCGUGCACUAUCCUCCGGCGGUGGAGCCGGUGUGGCAGGAGGUGCGGCAGGGUUUGGGUCGGACGGUGUCCAUGAACUGUCGUGUUCUUCGGGCUCAUCCGUCCCGUGUGCUGCGCUACGAGUGGAGACUGGGCUCGCGUCUGCUGCACGCCGGCACCUUCGACUCGCGCGACGACACCGACUACACCGUACGCAGCCUGGCACGCGAGGGCUACGGCGAGUACACUUGUGACAUCAUCAACGAGGUGGGGCCGGGACGCUGCACCUUCCUAGUGACCGGGAAAGCGUAUUCUCCAGAGUUUUAUUAUGACACCUAUAGCCCGCUGUGGCAGAACCGGCCGCGUGUUUAUGGCUAUAAGCUGCAGUGGACGCAGAUGAACCCAAGCGCCGUGGACCGGAUCAUGGCCUACCGCCUCGGGAUCCGACAGACGGGGCAGCAGCGCUGGUGGGAGCAGGAGAUUCAGGUGGAGGGAAACAUCCAGAAAGGAGAGCUGAUCACUCAUAACCUGACCGAGCUCAUCCGGCCCGAGGCGUACGUGGUUCGACUGACGCCCAUCACACGUUUCGGAGAGGGAGACUCCUCCACCCGAGUCGUCACGUACAGCGCUCCCAUCAAUCCUCGUCUGAGAGAGUUUCACUGCAGUUUUGAGGAGGAUCCCGUCUGUAUGUUCACUCAGGACAAGAACGAUGACUUCGACUGGACGAGACACAGCGCAGCCACACGUGACACCAAAUACACGCCCAACACGGGGCCCAGCGGGGACCGCAGCGGCUCCAAACAGGGUUUCUUCAUGUACAUCGAGACGUCCAGACCUCGUAAAGACGGUGACAGGGCGCGUCUCCUGAGCCCCACGUUUAAUGUGGCCCCCAGAAACCCCUACAGCAUCACCAUCCCGCCGGUGUACUGCUUCAGCUUCUACUACCACAUGUACGGCAAACACAUCGGCACUCUGAAUGCAUUUGUGAAGCAGAAAGGUCAGUCGACUUCAGAUGCCGGUCCAGUCUGGUCUCUCAGCGGGAACCAAGGGGACCGAUGGAGACAAGCCAAAAUUAGCAUCCAUCCUACUGCCUCCUUCCAGGUGAUAUUCGAGGGCAUCCGCGGCCCCGGGAUCGAGGGGGACAUCGCCAUCGAUGAUGUCACACUCGAGGAGGGGGAGUGUCCGGACCCUCCGUCCAAUCCGAUCAGAGGAGCGGCGGCACACAGCGUCUCCAGUAUAUGGCCACUGAGGGUCAUGCUGUUUUUUACCCUAAUCAUCGGUCAGAGGUGACGCUCCACGUGAGAAAAGACUCCUCAAUAUUUAAUCACCAAAGAUUCAUGCUUUCGGAUCGCGGAGGAGGCACAACAUCGGAAUGAAACAACAACAAACAGAAAAGUAAUAACUAAUGCUUAAAAUAAUAAUCUGCCGAGAUGCACCAAUGUGUGGAAUCAACCAAGGAUUUGAACGUUGACCUCAAAAGCACAACGAAUACUUCGCAAUCUGGAUUUACCUGAAAGCAGUUUCGCGAAAGAAGAUUGAGUUUUACACACCAUUCCCCUUCCCUUUCUCCAUCUUGAGAUGUUGUUUUCUGGUGCUCUGGAGUACAAUCAACAAAACAUCUCAUCCUCUGGUUGAUCUUCUGUUGAAUUGUUCUGGGUUUGGUUUUGGAUCGGUGCUUUAAAAUGCAAAUAAAACAGAACCUCGUUUCGCUUUAUUCCCCGACUCCAGUAGCAGCCUGAUUUCUCAACACUGUGCUCACGUUCUCAAGCGAAGAACCUUGCGUUUUUUGGCGUCCGUGACGGUGGAAAACUCAGUUCGUCGUCGUUGCCAGCACCAGUUGAGUGACAUUAAAAAAAAAGAAGUGCCUUCAGGUUAAAAACCGAUCCGUUAGCCUGGCCAUCGACACCAAACGUCCAUGUUUCUAACAUCUCCGAUGGGCUAUUUUAUACUCAUUUCUAUCGCCCCCCAAGUGCUGGAAUGCGCGACUGCGAGCGUCACGUACGAACAAUCGCGAACUCACGAUGUUUGGCUGCUGGAGGACGAUGUACGGACGAAUGUCACGCUUUCCAUCCUCGGCUGUCAUGCCUCUGUCAUUUAUACACCGAACAAUGUGCAUUCUGAGAGAAAAAAUACAAAAUAUUAAUAAUUGUAAUAAUAUUUUAUUACUCUAUCCAGAAUGUGUCUCAGCUUUUACAAACGAACUGUGAAACUCGGUGGCGGUAUCUACCCGAGCGCUACUUUUUAUUAAGAGUGUUGUAAAAAAACCGUGUUAUGAAAAUGUUUUGACAAGAACCUGUGUCUCGAUCUCGAUCUGAUUUAUGUUGAAAUGUUCCGACUUUGCUGUCUUUAUUUCUCGUCGUCUCCCUUGCAUCGCUGAGAAUAUCAAAAACGGGCAGAAAAACGCCGGUUUGGUAACUGUACAACUUGUAUAUGUAAAGAAGCUCUGUUCAUUUGAGAUUUAUAUGAGAUGUUUUAUGUAUGAGUCAAAGGAAGCACAACAUUUAGGAUUCAGUCGUUUAUAAACAUCAUCAUAUAUGUGACGUCCUCCUACAAAACCAAUGUCAGAAUAUAACGACGCUGCAAGCUCACUAAGAAUUAAUUUAAAAAAAGUUAAAAUAAACAUUGCACAGGCUGCUUUAUAAUAAAUUUGGGUUUCACAAUGAAUGAUGGUGUGAUGCGGCAGGUGUCACCUCAGUAGCCGUUUCAUAAUAGAAAUGUUUAAUAUUCUGCAAUGCAUUACUUUAGUGACAAAUAACAUGAGAUUAAAAACGCCAGCCAUGAAGUCCUGAACCAUAAUGUGCAAUUUCCUUCCCUGCGCCCCAAAACCACCUUUAAUUUGUGAAUCAGCGGGAGGCUAAUAAUGAAGCCUGAUUAUUCUCCUGGACCUCACAUAUAUGUGCUGCUGUGUAGCAUAGUUUAAAACAGAGUCACUACAUCAUGUAAAAGAUUCAUUCACCGUACAAUGACUGAUUGUUACAGGACUUCAGAAUCAUCCGUCUGAUGAAUCACGAGUCAAAUACACUCUUUAUGAGUCUUUAUGAUGUAUAGAAACAGACAUCAACAAUGAAGGAAAUACUAAUGAUGUUAAACAAGGGCUGAAGACAUCUUAGUUUGUUUCUGGAUGUACUGGACGCAUUUGUGAUGAUCUGCUGAUGAACAUGAACAGGCGUUCGCAGUGAUUGUGAUUCGUUCGAGUGAAUCACUUCAAACUCUACGAUUCCUCAGCUGCUUUAAAACCAUUAAACCAUGUGUUUCUGACAUUCACAUGUUUUUUAUUAAAAAUGCUAUGUACUGUAGGUAAAUAUUGCUGUUUAUUAUUCUGUGUUGUUGGUGUGUAUAAAUGAAAACGUUCCUCAAUCAUUUUUCUUUGUGUUCGUUUAGUGAGAAACUGGUGCAAACAUGCCUUGAUUGUUUGGAUUCGAUUAUAACUGUUUUAAUAUUAUGUUUGAACAUCAAUAUAUUGAGUAAUUUGGAUAAUUGUAAGGUCCACAGCUCGAAUGCCAGGAUUACAUUUUGGUAAUAUUUGGUAAAUUCAGUCCUUCUAUUGCACAAAAAUAAAAUUGCAUAAACUUUUUGCAUUUCAUGGUUGAUAGAACAAUUAAAAAUGUCACAUUUACCAAUAAAACUCAGACCUAAAAGUGUGU
This is a messenger RNA of Carassius auratus (goldfish), 4146 nucleotides long. Its product is annotated as MAM domain-containing glycosylphosphatidylinositol anchor protein 2-like. Bases 278 to 1792 code for a protein of 504 amino acids. The transcript is spliced from 10 exons. Gene Ontology annotation, cellular component: membrane. Lineage: Eukaryota; Metazoa; Chordata; Actinopteri; Cypriniformes; Cyprinidae. The record is from RefSeq and is a predicted model, not a curated record. Gene Ontology annotation, molecular function: protein binding.